CAUUUGGUUCACGUUGCUGCUGGUUGAGGCGGUGUGACUUGGUAAACAAACCCAGACAGAAGCAUAUCUAUUGCAAAACGGAUUGACAAAUCCAGCUGUUUCUUUUUACAAAACUGAAGAAAAAGAAGGUAUAGUAGGUACUAGUAAAGCAAAGUGACUUCGGAGCUGUGUUCCUAUGUAACUGAAUACACACACAGAGGCGAUCUGUCGCAACGGGACAAUUAUAAAAACUAAAACACUGUUGGGUGUAAACAAAAUAUUUUAAAUUGCAUAAGACAAGAGAGAGAGAGAGAGAUAAAAAAAAUAUAUAUAUAUAUAUCGUUGUAAAUUACAAGAAGAUUUUACGUGAGUGAACUCGAGAAAACAGUACAGUCUGUUCACCGUCUGCACAGACAGGCUGCACAGCAAACUGGUUGAAUUGCAGAAAAAAAGAAUAGUGCAAAAUCCAAUCAGUAUUUCAUUGUGGAGACUUGCGUCUGACACAUACGAAGUUCAUUACUGAUGACAGAUUGACUACAUUCUGUGACUUGGGAUUUAACACAUUUGUGUUAGCAUAUGUAUUGUGGACUGUAUGUAAAUAUAUGUAGUAGUGGCAAGCACGUCGCUGAAGAAAAAUUAAAAAACAAAAAAACAUUUGAAGAUUCAUUUUGCGGACUGCACUGCUCUAGACAUGGAAGGCAUUGGUAACACCAUGCAGAAGAAGGCUGCUGAGCUGGAGCGCAUGGCUGAGGUUCUGAUCACUGGGGAGCAGUUAAGGCUCCGACUUCAUGAAGAAAAAGUGAUCAAGGAUCGUCGACACCAUCUCAGGACCUACCCCAACUGCUUCGUAGCUAAGGAACUGAUCGACUGGCUGAUCGAUCACAAGGAAGCUUCAGAUAGAGAAAUUGCAAUCAAGCUUAUGCAAAAGCUAUUGGACCAGAGCAUCAUUCAUCAUGUUUGCGAUGAGCAUAAGGAAUUCAAAGAUGUCAAACUUUUCUACCGCUUCAGGAAAGACGACGGGACCUUCCCAUUGGAUAACGAGGCAAAGGUUUUCAUGAGAGGUCAAAGGUUAUUUGAAAAGUUGAUGAGCACAGAAAACACCCUGGUACAGACGAGAGAGGAGGAGUCCGUCCUGUUCGAGCGGACACUGGUGGGCUGUGAGUUUGUGGAUUGGCUGAUACAGGAGGGAGAGGCUUCUACCCGAGAGGAUGCAGAGCAACUCUGCCGGCGGCUGCUGGAGCAUGGCAUUAUCCAGCAUGUCUCCAAUAAGCACCACUUUGUGGACAGCAAUCUCCUGUACCAGUUCAGGAUGAAUUUCCGCCGAAGGAGGCGGCUGCUGGAGCUGCUCAGUGAGAGAUGCCGACCCAUCCCUGAGAGCCACGACAGCCCUUUCUGCCUGCGCAAACAGAACACGGAAAGUGGAAACACCAGCUUUCUCUCAGUGAGCCCCACUAAGGAAAUCAAGAUCAUCUCUGCUGUGAGGAGAAGUAGCAUGAGCAGCAGCUGUGGCAGCAGUGGGUACUACAGCAGCAGCCCCAUCCUCAGCAGCAGCCCUCCAGUGCUCUGCAAUCCCAAGUCUGUUUUGAAGAGACAUGUGAAUUCAGAACAGCUGCAGAGCCCGGGAGGCCCAUACAUGAGGAGGACUUUCACAAUUGUUGGUGAUGCAGUGGGCUGGGGGUUUGUUGUACGAGGCAGUAAACCAUGUCACAUCCAGGCAGUCGACCCCAGCGGUCCUGCGGCUGCUGCUGGAAUGAAGGUCUGUCAGUUUGUUGUUUCUGUGAACGGACUAAAUGUUCUUCACUUGGACUAUCGAACAGUCAGCAACCUAAUUCUGACAGGCCCACGCACCAUUGUCAUGGAAGUCAUGGAGGAAAUUGAUUGCUGAAACAGGAAGCAAUGGAGUUGCACCCUACCUACCAGGACAUAUCUGAAGAACCAAAGAAACGCAGGCAACUAAAAUAACCAUCUCCUCUCAGAAAAUCUCAAGCAACUCACACUUCCAAGUUGUUUUUUUCUUUGAACAACAUUCAACAUGAUGAUUUUAUGUAUACUGUAUAUGAAGUCUACCAUACAGUUUGCCUUCUAUAUACCACAGAUAAGGGUGUGAUGCACUGAAGGGCAGGUCAUGAAUAGAACGUUCCGAAUGAAGGUUCAUCCAUUUAUCAGAAUCUUUGAACAUUUCUGUUUCUUGUCAGGUUAGAAAAACUUAAACAAGCUGCCAUUUUGACCGCUUUAUAGAGCUAUGUGCAAACACUGUUACACACAGCUGCCUUCUGAUAAAGUAAUGUAAAUAACUGCUGUUACUUCAGAAGGAAGGAGUUGAAGGUUUUUUUUUUUCUUUUUUGCCCCAUUAUGGAAGAGAUUAAUGUGUUGGUAAUUGAUGUGUAUCAGCCUUAUACAGUAGCAUUGAUAGAGCCUUUUAAAUGACGGUGCAAUCUAUAUAAAAAAACAAAAACAAAAAAAAAAAACAUUUGAAGCACUUGCUAUCCCCUGAAAUUGAUUUUAAGUAAUAGUCAAUAUUGAUUUCCUUGGUCCUAACUGUGUAAUCAGUAUUUUCUUUCACAAUCACAAAAAAGCACUUAUGUUUGUUAACUUAAUCUCAAAAGCAUAAACCCUACCAAACGAUAUAUGAACCUCUAAAAAUAUAACAAACUGAAGAAACAAUGGAUGUAAUAUAAGAGGAGAGAAUUUUUUUUUGUUACCCCCUGUAACACAGCACUUACUAAAAUUGUAAACAAAACUGCAAUUUAUAUGACAGAGAAGUGAAAAUACUGAACAUCUUAAGUUGGUGGUGCUUAAGAAGUACAUUACUGCUAAUUGGUUUAAUGGGCAGAUGGGUAUUUCAUAUUCUGUGAACUGAUUCCCUCCUUUAUUCACUCAAUGUUCUCUUUGCUGAAGUGAGACAAAGAAGAACAUAGUGUUCUUUUACUAUUUAUACUUUAAUUUCACAUGAGGCAUUUCAGUGUUAUUUUUUCUCAGAACAUUUGUACAACUAGGCUGAUGAAAAUUCAGUCCUGUGAGUGCUGUGUUGUAGUUCAUAAGGUCAUUGGUUCAAACUCUUAUUGUGACCAGAUCUGAUCCAGAUUCUAAAUAAAUUUGAAGUUCAUGAGCCAUUCUACGAGUAAUAAAAUCGCUGAAUACAGUACCAAGUUUACUGUAGAAGUGUGAAAUACCUUAAGGGACUCUUUUGAAUUUCUACAGCAUCCUAUUUUUUUUUUUUUUUUAGAAAAGGGAAGUAUAAAGUCUGACACGUAGUUUUGUGAUGCUUGAUUAUUUUUACUUACACUGCUGGUUUCACAGACCUGGUUAGAACCACUAAGAUAAUAUUAGGUACAAGAUUAGAUCUAAUCCGGUUCUUGUAUAAUGAGCUGAGAGUGACAGCUUUGUUUUAAGCACAUAUUUGUAUCAGUUUUUUUUUUAAAAAGCACUUGUAAAAUGGAUUAUAGCGUAUUAUUUUAAUAUCCAAAGUUAUCAUUAUCUAAUCUUCAUAUGAAGUUUGUGUAGGUCAAAGCAAAUUAAGUAGAUUGAAGAGCAGCAUGCACAUUUUGUUCUGUUAUGGAGACAAGCUAAACAUUCUACAAUAAGCCACAGUUAAUUUAUUGUAAUUCAAACCUUUGUAGUUUAGUGGAUGUUCAGAAGUUGGUCUCAUAAAGACGGUAUUUAAACACAUUUAUCAUGCAAACAGCUUGACUGUUUUGAGAACUUGAUCUGAUUUUGUUGCCUUUUUAUUUUGUAAUGUGGCAGGGUACAUCAAACUAAAGAUACUCCUCUCUGACAUUGUAUCUAGGAUACGUUUAUACUCAAGUUUAGUAAAAAGGUAAAGCCUGAGAGCCUGAGAAUUUAAGACUGUAAGAUGAGUAUCAGUUUUUGGAGGCUUUUCCACUUCAUAGCUAUCCGCAAAAGGGACUUGACACAAUUGCAAAAAACACUAACAGAACGCAAUAUACCCUUCAGCCCAAUAAAGGGAGCAUUGACCUACGCCACAUUGAAAUAUUGGUACCACCUCUUCUAUUUCAUAUUGAUGUUUCACUAUUUUCAGUUGUGUAAUAUAGAUGCAACAUUAUUUUCUUCCUUGUAAAAUAAAGCAUCUGUGAGGUCUUUCUAUGUGUAUGUUAUGUGUAUUUAAAUAAAAUAUGUCUCUGUUGAGAUAGGAGAGGAUUGUGUUAUAUAAAAAAAGGUCUAAACUGCUUAGAAUAAGGUUGCUGGAAUUUGCAAGUUCACUGUUAAAAUAACAAAACUAGCUUUUUCUCACUAACAUAUAUAUAUAGUUUGUGCUGAUCAAUAAUUUAAUCAACAAGGUAUUUUUGUUUAAGGAUAAUAUUAAAAUGGUUUAAUUGGUAUUAUUGAGGUAUAAUUAUAUGAGCUACCAUUCUGUAAUGAAUUUCAUAUGAUUGAUAUGAAAUGUACGUCUGUGAACCAAGAGCUAAAAAUAGACAAUCACUUUUAUUUACUGUUUUGUCAGACAACUAAAAAAACAGAUGGAUCCUUUUAACUAUAUAUAUAUAUAUAUAUAUAUAUAUAUAUAUAUAUAUAUAUAUAUAUAUAUAUAUAUAUAUAUA
This is a messenger RNA of Acipenser ruthenus (sterlet), 4538 nucleotides long. RefSeq names its product DEP domain-containing mTOR-interacting protein-like. The record is from RefSeq and is a predicted model, not a curated record. Gene Ontology annotation, biological process: negative regulation of TOR signaling; intracellular signal transduction. Lineage: Eukaryota; Metazoa; Chordata; Actinopteri; Acipenseriformes; Acipenseridae. Gene Ontology annotation, molecular function: protein binding. Bases 671 to 1864 code for a protein of 397 amino acids. The transcript has 10 exons.